UGCUACCCAUCGAAAUGUGCGACCAUAACGCCGGCUUUUUUGCUAGUAGCCUUACAUAUGCCUCACAUGUACAACGCAAGUGUAAGCUAACGUUGCUGCAUUUGGUGUUAGUGAUGUUUUUGUUUGUUUGUUUGUUUUUAAACUUUCCAAUGAGUGGAGCAACACUCAGUUGAAUUGCCUCUCCGGGUCUAAAAAUACACCACUCACCAAAUUUGUCGGUUAGCUGCCGGAGCUAACUCUGGCAGCUGUCUUGCUCUGUUAACACUGCUUAGCUGCUAGUUUGGGUAAGUGGCUUCUUGGCUUGGUUUAAACCGAACAGAAAUGAAAUAAUGGCUGUGAAUAGUCAACAAGUUGUCUUUGUAUUAGGAUAGCAGUGUUGGCCUGUGGCUGUUGUGUUAUAACAUACUGUCAUAUCACACUUCUGUAAACCAGAACUGAAAUAAAUUGGCACCCAUAACAACGUGUUUUGGAGACAGACAUCCUUCUAUUACUCCAGUUCUACACUUUACUAAACUGACUGGGAUAUAAACCUUUUUAUUCUUCAGAAUAUUACAUAGUACUCCCUUUAUUAUUAUCCUUGAAGUUAUCUGAAAGCAUUGCAAUAAAGAAUAGGCUACAGGCCUACAGGGGGCACUUCCUAAUCAUUUCAAGUUGUUAGUGUUUUUUGUAAGUAGUCUAUGUAUCAUAUUGUGAACCUGAAAAAGUUGAUUAAAAGCUUCUAUUUGGGCGUUUUUGCAUUGUUGCCUUCAAUAAUUGAAUUGUGUGUCGGUGCAGCUUCCUGGAAAUUACAGGAAAUAGGUCAGCAGACUUAUGUGAUAAAUGGACACAAAUUGGUGCUUCUGUUGUGUAGCUGAAUGUGUUAAAUGGAGCUGACAGUGGAUACAUGUAUGUAAUUAUGUUGUGUCAUGUCUGUGAUACAUCUUUUAUGUGUAUAAAAUGUGUUUUGUCCCCCCCCACCUUCAGGAACAGUCCACAGAAACAUGGCUGAGGCAGUAGCAAAUGUGGCCAGAAGGAUCAAUGCAACAGUUGAGGAGGGGAAAGAUAGUUUGGACCUUUCCAGGUGCAAGCUCAUUUCUUUCCCUGACGGUGUGUUCAAGGUGCUGAGGAGUGUCACAGGAAACAUCCGUGUUAUCACGUUGGCCGACAAUGAGAUGAAGUCCGUUUCCAGCAAGGUCUUUUCAACCUUCACUGAGCUGAGAGAACUGGACCUGCAGGGCAACGUCCUCACCAAACUGCCUGACAGCGUGGGAGAAAUGGAGCACUUGACCAGCAUCAAUCUGGCUAAUAACAGCUUCUCCAUCUUCCCUGAUAAACUCACAGAAAUAGCCACACUGGAGAGGAUUAACCUGGAGGGAAAUAGCAUCUCUGAGAUACCAGUGGAUAAGUUGUUUAACAUGCCAGCAUUGAAGUGGCUCAACAUGAAGUCGAAUCCUUUGGACUCAAACACUCAGUCUGCUCUACAAUCAUCCAACAGUGUUGACAUCUUGAUGACAAGAGAGUCCUAAAAUAUGUCUCUACAUAUCUACAGGCUGGAUGCUGCGUGCCUUUAACUACUUCAUUUGAAUGCUUAAGUGUGCCUGAAAGAUUGAAAGACGAUAAAAACACAAUACUUUAAGAUGAUGAGCUGAAGAUAUCAAAGCUAGUUUACAAGAGAAAGGGAAACAGAGGUGUGUAAAGAUGGCGUCCUCUUCGAUUCAGAUACAAAAUUUUGGAGUUGUUGUUUGAGGUGAAAUCAAUCUCAUCUUUCUACAUCUCUUUCUUGACAUUUUAUCUGAGUUCAGACAAAAGCCAGAAAGAAUGACUUAUUUAUUACUUUUGAUAGUGUUAAACGGUUUUUAGAAUUAAAAUGUAUGGACUUG
This is a messenger RNA of Labrus bergylta (ballan wrasse), 1859 nucleotides long. NCBI's taxonomy places the organism in Eukaryota, Metazoa, Chordata, Actinopteri, Labriformes, Labridae. The record is from RefSeq and is a predicted model, not a curated record.